UCCGCCUCAUUCGCUAAGCUGGUCCACGAAUUGUCAACGCGUUCGGGCGGCUGCUGAGCCGGGGCGCCCGCCGGGCUUGUCGUGCUCCCUCGGAGGUGCCUUCCCGAACCAGUGUGCCGGGUCCGCUAGGGCCAGAACGGUCGCCGGUUCGGGGCAACUUGGGAUUCAGGACCCUCUGCAGGGGCGUCGGUUUGUGAUCGGGACUCGGCGAGGAGGAUGGGCAAAUUGAUGUGCAGGGAAGUCAAGUCUCUUAUCCAAAACCGAGCCCUGGUAACUGGUGGCAAGAGCCAGUAUUCAAAACCGUGUGCCUGAUUCCUAAGCUCAUGGAAAUCUUGCAUGAACGUGGAAGCCAUUAGCAGAGUAAUUGCUGUCUGUUACCAUGACAACCAGCCGCUGCAGUCACCUGCCGGAAGUGCUGCCAGACUGCACCAGCUCGGCUGCGCCCGUGGUGAAGACCGUGGACGACUGUGGCAGCCUCGUGAAUGGGCAGCCGCAGUAUGUCAUGCAAGUUUCGGCCAAGGACGGGCAGCUGCUGUCAACAGUAGUGCGGACUCUUGCCACCCAGAGCCCCUUCAAUGACCGGCCGAUGUGCAGAAUCUGCCACGAGGGCAGCAGCCAAGAGGACUUGCUCUCUCCCUGCGAAUGCACAGGGACCUUGGGGACAAUUCAUCGGAGCUGCCUGGAGCACUGGCUGUCAUCCUCAAACACCAGCUACUGUGAACUCUGCCACUUCAAGUUUGCAGUCGAGCGCAAACCCAGGCCGUUAGUGGAGUGGCUCAGAAACCCAGGCCCCCAGCAUGAGAAGCGGACUCUGUUUGGAGACAUGGUGUGCUUCUUGUUCAUAACUCCACUGGCCACCAUCUCGGGCUGGCUCUGCCUGCGGGGCGCUGUGGACCACCUGCACUUUAGCAGUCGGCUGGAGGCCGUCGGACUGAUUGCACUCACUGUCGCACUCUUCACUAUUUACCUCUUUUGGACACUAGUGUCAUUUCGAUACCACUGUCGAUUGUACAACGAAUGGCGUCGGACCAAUCAGAGAGUGAUUCUCCUCAUUCCAAAGUCUGUCAGCGUACCUUCUAACCAGCAGUCCCUGCUGGGCCCCCAUUCUGUCAAGAGGAACUCAAAGGAGACCAUUGUUUGAGGCUUGUGUGGUUGGUCGGUUGGCUCGUUGUUUGGGGUUUUGGAAGUCUCCGCACGGGGGCCAUGUACUGAGCCACUCCCGAACCCCUCCUUAAGCCGUGGGUCUCAGAACACCCUGAGCCUUGUGAGCACAUCGCCCCAGCAACGGACUCAGCCGAAAGAGAGCAGAUGCUGUUUGACUUCAAAUCAUGGAUGCUGCAAUCACGUGAUACUUGCUCAGCUGCCAAACAUGCUUAUUUAGCAGAUACUAUGUGGGAUUUUCUGAACACCUCUUUAACAUAUGAGGAAGGUUGUCCUGCUAAAGAUGCAAUUCAAUGCUUCCUUUUUUAUUACUAUUUCAAAUAUAUAUAUAUAUAUAAGUAUAUAUAUUAAAGUCAGAUGAUAAUUACAGUCGAAAAAGCCAACGUUACAACUGGUUUCUUGGUUUGGAUGAGUUUGGUUUGGGUUAGUUUAUGCGUUUCCCAGUUUCUACUGUAGAUUCUUUGGGGGUAAUUUGAUAACUUGAGUGGUCUUUUUCAUUGCCUUCUCUCUCACUCAAGGGGACAGCGUAAUGGCUACAGAACAAGGCAUAUUUGGAGGAUGUUUUGUACUAAACUUCAUUUAUUCCGUUUUUAAAGGGGAAAAAAGGUGUGGCAACUCUCCCUACAGUGAACUGUUUAUUUAAAUUUCAUUAAGGAGGGAAAGAAAAUUACGGCGAGAAGCAGGCUCCUUUCGAAUUGUUUGAUACUGCCAGCUGAUAAAAGCUAUUUUCUAAUAAUAAAUAUCCAGUGUGUGAAAGACAAACCCCGCUGAUUGCAACAUUCUUCUUUUUAAUUAUAAAACCUGUGAAGUUUCCCCAAAGUAGGUUUUAAAAAGAAAAGAAAAGAAAAAAAAAGACAAGCAAAAAGGUUGGUGUUCUUACUCCCAUCUCGUUUAGUGCAUGUCUUAAUUCUGCCUUCACAAGGAACUGGUGGAUCAUUAGACAUUUCUAGGAACCCUGGACCUGUUUUGCAUAUCAAUUAGCAUUCCCAUUGCUCUAUUGAAUUUCUAGCUUGACAGGUAGAUGUGGCAAAAAACCUGUCCUAGCAGCCUAUGGCCCCUUUGUCUGAUUUUUUAAAAAACGCAUCCCACACAGUGCCUUCCCCCAACCAUGAGCCAAUUCAGUCACAGGCUGAAACAGACCUUUGCUAAGGACUUCCUGUCCCUGUUUUAUCCACCACUGUGUAAAGGCUCUAAACUGCACCCUGCAUUUGUAGCCACUGAAACCAUGGGGCACAUGUGUCGUCUGAGGAAAGCCCUUGCUGGCGCUGGCUCCCCCAUCCGCCUGCCUGCCGCCUACCCACACGCCCAGGAGGAGAAGGCGGAGCCCAGCGUUGGGGAAUGCUUAAAAUAUGGAUUUCUAGAACAUGACCCACAUUCUGAAUAUCGCUCCAGCUUCUGCCUUAUGCUCCCCAAGUGGGAGAGCGGAAAAGUGCAAAGGAACAGGCGGCCAGGAGGGGAAUGAUUUUUGUGUGCAGAUCGAUCAAGCGGAUGCAGGUGUCACCUUUGUCUGCUGAGCACCCCCCCCCCCACUCCCGUUCACAGACUGCUCCCCGAGCUGCCUGGGGAGGGAAACAGCUGUACCGCUCUCCGCUGCAAAACUCAGAUGUGCUUUAUGGCUGAUGACAAUAGAUUUCCUCCCCACCACGCUCCCCUUCGACACUCCGUUCCAGUAAUCUACGCCUCAGCCCUUCUGUUUGUUCGGCCCUGCUCACCCCUCCAGGCUGUCAUUAGCUGCACCGCCAUCAACCGUUUCUUAAUUGACCUUUUUAAAAUGCUGGACACCACUGGCUGCAUGCAGCUGUCACACAUUAAAUUUCCAGAGCCAAGAGUCCAACUUGGUAGCUUGUGAACUACAGCCCUGUAAUAGA
Molecule: messenger RNA, 3029 nt
Organism: Lynx canadensis (Canada lynx)
Lineage: Eukaryota; Metazoa; Chordata; Mammalia; Carnivora; Felidae
Gene: MARCHF3
Product: membrane associated ring-CH-type finger 3
Exons: 6
Coding region: 380-1141 (253 amino acids)
Biological process (GO): protein ubiquitination
Molecular function (GO): zinc ion binding; ubiquitin-protein transferase activity
Source: RefSeq, a predicted model, not a curated record